CGCUCUUCGCACAAGGUAGGUAAGAUUACCGUUCAAAGCAAGUGCCAGAAGAUAGCGUUUGGAUUUGUCGGACGUAAACACGAAGCCAUUUCACAACAUCCAGAAAUUGAGCAGACAACAGUUGGGUCCAGCCAUGUCUUCCCCGUGGGGUAAAGUGACCAGUGCCCCAGUGGCGCCGUGUUCCCUCGAAGAGGUCAUGAGUGAACAGCUGGCAGCCGACCUACAAGCGAAAGCCGAUUUGACGGAAUGGGAAUUCAUUAGUGGAGCGGAGGUAGACCCAGAGAUAAAUUUAGUCACACUGACUGCAGGAAUGAGCUCAGAAGAAACUAAGAAUGACCAGAUGCUGGCCCAGAUACUACAGAUGGAGUUUGAUAAAGAGUAUGACAAGGAGGUCAAGGCCAAAGAGAAGAAGUACAAUGGGGAAAGUAAAGUUUCAUUAUCCUUUGAAAACUACAGAACACUGCAUCCAGCUUAUCGGGACGAUGAAGAUGAGAUUGUUCCCCAAUUGGAUGACGAUUAUGAAGUGGAAAUGAAAUGGGACAAAAAAACACCGACAUUUAACCACCAAGGUGUAUCAGGAAAGGGCAAAGACAUGAUUACAAAGCACGACUCAUCUGUAUGUGGACGGAGAAAUGCAUCCAGAAUGAUGGAGUUUCCACCCGAGUUUGAAGUUGGAGAUGGUGAAGGCAUGGACAUGAAGUUACCCAAUCAUGUGUAUAAUAAACUUAAACUCCACUCCAUCGCAGAAAACAAAAGGAGCCAAAGACUUCACGAGAAAAAGGAAUUCUCCACCGCAGAACAAGCCAUGGAUCCACGUACACGCCUGAUGCUGUACAAAAUGGUCAACAGUCUUGUCCUCGAUUCCAUCAGUGGCAGCAUCAGUACAGGAAAGGAAUCGGUCGUCUUUCACGCCUUUGGUGGAGAGAUCGCUGGUGAAGCAAUGCCAAAAGAAGUUGCAAUCAAAGUGUUCAAAACUACCCUCAAUGAGUUCAAGAACAGGGAGAAAUAUAUCCAUGGAGACCACAGAUUCUCCAAAGACGAUUUCAAGAAACAAAAUCCUAGAAAAAUCAUCAAAAUGUGGGCAAUGAAGGAGACAGCUAACCUCAACAGAAUGAAGAAAUUUGGCUUACCCUGUCCAGUUGUACAGGUUCAGAAAAUGCACGUUCUUGUUAUGUCAUUUAUUGGCGAGGACCAAAAACCAGCUCCCAAACUAAAAGAUGCUCUCAUGUCUGGUGCGGAUCUAGAGGAUGCUUACAACCAAACACUUGAGUUUAUGAAGACGAUGCAGCACAAAUGUAACUUGGUUCAUGCUGAUCUGAGUGAAUACAACAUGCUGUGGUGGAAAGAUAAAGUCUGGGUGAUCGACGUCAGCCAAGCUGUUGACACCACACAUCCACUAGCUAUGGAGUUUUUACACAGGGACUGUACUAAUGUCUCUAAAUUUUUCCAUUCUGGAGGUGUGCACAAAGUAAUGUCACCAGAGGAGAUGUUUAAUCAUGUGACUGGAUUAGAUAUCUCUGGUGAGGGUGCUGAUUUUAUCUCUCAGGUACGACGCUACGACACAGAAAAAUCAGAGGAAUAUCUUCUCUGUCCAACAACGGAUCGCAAGCAUUUUGCAUUUGACUUUUUUUUCGACAAAUCCCAACAGGAGAGGCAAGAAGCUCUAAAAGAAGUUGGAUUUUCUGAUAGUGAAGAAGAGGAUAUUGAAAAGGAAGAGAACUAAGCAUCAUUUAGAAGAGAAAAAUAGAAAAUUCGAAAGUUUGACAUGCACAAGGAUCUUUUUUAUCAGUAUUAACCAGAGAAUGGACUUUGUUAAAUUUUAACGCAACAGUGAACUCAUUGUUAAAGCCAUCUUGAUGAGCUAGAUUUUAUUUAAAGGACUUUGUGCAGAAGGAAUUUUAGUGUCAAUGACAAGUGAUAAAGGCAGUCCAUGCACAUGUAGAUUCAACCAGUAGCAUGCUUUAUUUCUACACAGGGAAAUGUGAUCCAACAUCCACCAGUGAAUGUUCAGUGAAUUUCUGCCAGUGCGAUAUUCAUGAUGGCAAUAUUUAAACACAUCUAUCUAUCUAUGUUUAUCAGAAUAUUUGAAUUUUUCAAAUUCUCGCUACAAUUUACCAUUAAUUAGGAUAUUUUUACUGUGGUAAUAUUUUUGCGCAAGAUUCAAAUUCACAAAAAAUCAAACAUGUAAAAAAUAAUCAACUGUAAAAAAAUAAUCCUCAAAAUAUCUUAAUCACCGUGAUUACCUGAAUUGUGUGAACAAAAGCUGGCAAAGUCUUAGCCUGGGCGAUUAUCUAGAAGGUUCUAUUGUAGUAGUGUAGGGUGUAUAAGCCUGCGGCGAUUAUCUAGAAGGUUCUACUGUUGUAUUGUAGGGUGUAUAAGCCUGGAGCGAUUAUCUAGAAGGUUCUAUUGUUGUAGUGUAGGGUGGAUAGGUUAGUGUUUUCCUUUAAAUAAUUGUCAUAAACACAGUUGACGCAAAGAUUGAAUUAUUUCUGUAUACACCUUGCCACUAUCUCGGAAAUGCAACUCGCAUAAAAAUUAUUAGAGGAAUAUUUUCACAGUAGUAGUAUUUUUGCAAAUAGUCCCAAUUUGCAAAAAAAAAAUAUGUGUAAAUAUUAAAACUACAGGUUUUUUCGCAAAAUUUGCAAUAAUUAACCCACUUAAAAUAUUCCGAUUUACAGCAUGUAAUUUUCAGAUAGAGAUGUUAUUUCUCUGUGCUUUGCUGUAUAUUUGAACCCAUUAAAUGAUCAUUAUAAAAAUUGUGAAGGAGGUUGAAUUGGUGCUUCAGUUGUUAAUUGAAUCUUUUGUUGCUUAAUCACACUUUACAGUCCAGGAAUGAACAGACUUUAAUUUAGACAUUCUCUGUGGCAAUGUGACCUAGAUAGUCUAAUGAAAAAUAUUGAAUGUAUUUUUGUAAUUCUGUUUAUAAGCAGAAGACAGUAAAUUAUCCUGGUAUGAUUUUUUUCCCAGUUUUAUCUAUAUAAGGUGUCUAGGUUGAGUAAGAUUUGUAAGACUUUAUACCGAUAUGGAGUGUGUGUUUAAUGGUAUUUUACUGGGGAGCAUACAAAGACGUUGUAUGGUAUGAAACAGAAUCAAGUCGGAUACUUUGAUGUUGCUUGUUCAUUGUAAAAUGUUGUACAAUGUUCUGGAAUUCAUAUUUAUUUGAUUAAAUGAAAUAUAAAACUAUUCCAGU
Mizuhopecten yessoensis (Yesso scallop) is the source of this 3190-nucleotide messenger RNA. Its product is annotated as serine/threonine-protein kinase RIO3-like. Lineage: Eukaryota; Metazoa; Mollusca; Bivalvia; Pectinida; Pectinidae. Gene Ontology annotation, cellular component: preribosome, small subunit precursor; cytosol. Bases 134 to 1723 code for a protein of 529 amino acids. Gene Ontology annotation, molecular function: ATP binding; protein serine/threonine kinase activity. The record is from RefSeq and is a predicted model, not a curated record. Gene Ontology annotation, biological process: protein phosphorylation; maturation of SSU-rRNA. The transcript is spliced from 11 exons.